UGCUCCUGCUCGCCUCCCAGCAACACCGCUUCUAUUCCCCUGAGCCGCGUACUACUGACCUUCCCUUUGGCUGCUGGCGCCUCAUCUCUGUUGUUGCAGAUAACGCGCUUCAAGCGGCGGACCUCUCUCCCCGCUUGUGAAAACGUGAACACGCACGUACACACCCCCUCCUCGUUCCCCGAGGGUGCGGGCCAUGGCUGCGUCGGAGGGUAGCGAUCGAUCAGCACUGCUGGCUUCGAGGGCUGCGAGAAGACGCGGCAUUGCUGUCUGUGGUGGAGGAAGGAGUGCGGUUAGCAUGGGGCCUGGCGGGCAACAGCGGAGGAGGCGACCCUCCACCUCGACAAGGAAAGCUGUGGCUGCUGCCUCUUGGACCUUGCUGGUGCUUGGCCGCCGCGUGGGUGCGGGAUGGAUCGACCCCGACACGCCGGAGGCGGCCAAGACCAUCCGCUCGCUGCAUGAUGGCGCGGAGUACGAGCUGAUCAUGUCCGACGAGUUCGAGGUCAGCGGGCGAUCGUUCGACGACGGGCACGACCCCAUGUGGACGUCGACUACCCACUCCGAUGACGCGCAGACGUCCAACGGGCUCGGGUCGCAGCAGUUCUACAACUCGUCCUACGGCACGACGACCAAGGGGAGCAUGAACAUCACCACCACGGACGAGUCCACCACCUGGCGAGGCUACAACCCCUACAAGCGCAAGUACGAGACCCUAUCCAAGAGCUACCGCAGCUCCAUGGUCAACACCUGGAACAAGUUCUGCUUCACCGGAGGCAUCAUUGAGAUCGACGCCAAGCUGCCGGGGGAGCACAACAUCGGCGGCCUGUGGCCGGCCUUCUGGCUGCUGGGAAACCUCGGCCGCGCGACCUACGAGGCCUCCACCAACCUCAUCUGGCCCUGGAGCUACGACAAAUGCGACCCCAAGUUGCAGCGAGCGCAGGAGAUCAGCGCCUGCAACAAGAUCAACCACUUCGGGCUGCACGGGUACCAGGGCCGCGGAUCUACGGAGAUCGACAUCCUGGAGGCCCAGCCGGGGACGUCCGACGACCCGCUCAUGAACCUCGGCAAGGUCAACAGCCCGUACUUGUCGACGACGCUUCAGCUGGCCCCGGGCAUCCCCGUGCACCGGCCGACGAACGGCGAGCUGCUCUCCCCGGAGAAUACCUGGUACGAGGGCAUGCAGUUCGCGGAAAACUCCUCCCUGAACUACCACUUCUACGGCAUGCACGUGGACAAGACGACCCCGCAGGAGCCCGUCUAUCGAGGGGCCGACCAGGCCUACAUCGCCGACGCGAUCUCGGGGCUCACUUCCCUGACGCGCACCCACUUCCACGAGUACCACAACUACAAGCUCGAGUGGGUCCCGCCGCCCCCGACCCGAGGGGACGCAGGGCCUCGCGGGCACCUCAAGUGGUACAUCGACGACGAGAUGGUGCUGGGCAUCGACGCCGAGACCGUCGAGAAGCACGGUACCCAGAUCCCGAACGAGCCUUCGUACGUUAUCCUCAAUACCGCUGUGUCCAGCUCGUGGGGGUUCCCUGACCCAUGCCCCUCGGGAUGCGAUUGCGCCUGCUAUGAUUGCAAGGACCCGGCGUGCCACUGCGCCAUCCCGAGCGGCUUCUGCAACAUGCUCCCUUCCUACUUCAUGAUCGACCACGUGCGUGUUUACCAAAACAAGAACGACAGCAGUAUGUCCAUAGGGUGCGACAUUCCCUCCCACCCGUCCAAGCUGUUCAUCGAGGCUCACAGGUACCGGUACAUGAGAUCCGGAGACAAGAAGCCCCUCAAAGAUCUGAUGGUGGGCGGCGGGAAAUGCAACGACGAGACCGGCUGCCACCGGGGGAAGUGCCACUGGGGAAAGUGCAAGUGCGAGGAGGGGUGGGUCGGACCGCUGUGCCAGUCCACUCACAAGUUUGACGACAUCAGCUACGAGGAGCACGUUGACCUCUCCCCGAGGCCCAUCGCCGUGCCGGUGGUGCUGCAGGCGAUCGGGGGCGUUAUCGUGCUGCUGGUGCUGGGGAUGUCUUUCGUGCUAGGAAGACAGCUGAGCAAGACGAAGGGGCAGUACCGCGAAGACUUGCUGCGGAAUGCGUCUCCCCUCGCCGGCAUGAUGAGAUGAAUAGGUGGAUAGGUUGAAGCGCGACCCCGGCACAACAACCUAUGCUUUGUUAGUUGUCGCCAGAUGACGACAUGGGUCACAGCUGUGGCCAUGCCGGCCCUCCCCCCCGAAAAUGCAGUGUCAUUUCAUGACCACAAGAUGAACGAGGCGGACCCCUCAGAAUCACGCAGUAUUCAUAUUAGUUUUGUAUUACGAGGGAAGAUUGAAAAAGCGGGUGUUCCCUUCGGGAUGAUGGUGUGACUGGGGUUAUAAUCACGUCUUCCUGUCGCCCGCGGCACGUACAUGUAGUGGUGAAUUCUGGUAGUUAUCCAACCUAUUCAGUCCCUUGGAACAAGGGCAGCAAAAGGGUAGAUGAAGAUCAAAGGUCCGCUUUUUAGCAUUUGUGGGACGAUCACACGAGCACUUGCAUCAAAUUGAUUGCAUGUUAAAAGGCUGACAAUGCCUUAAAGAAGCGGCGUGGUGGGCUGUUGUUUUGUGAGCUAAAGAUCGCUGACAUUGCAGUUGCUAUGACCAUAUUCACCAUUGCUUCCCCGACCUCCGCUUCGGUCCUGGACCGUGGGUAUCUUGAGUGCUUCAGAUUCCAACAAGACUCGCGCCGCUGCCACCCUGAAGGCAGGUUGUAUCUCUGCUGAAGUGAGAUGUAUACCAAGUGUAUCUGUGGAGGUGGGCUUUUACAAGGUUCCAUCUCCCCACAGCGUCCGUCAAGAACGAUUCCCUCUUUCUUUUCACAAACCAGAAAAGGCUCAGC
Ectocarpus sp. CCAP 1310/34 is the source of this 2864-nucleotide messenger RNA. The record is from the annotation of a GenBank genome assembly. Lineage: Eukaryota; Phaeophyceae; Ectocarpales; Ectocarpaceae.